Molecule: messenger RNA, 692 nt
Organism: Antechinus flavipes (yellow-footed antechinus)
Lineage: Eukaryota; Metazoa; Chordata; Mammalia; Dasyuromorphia; Dasyuridae
Product: kunitz-like toxin PcKuz2
Exons: 4
Coding region: 85-351 (88 amino acids)
Molecular function (GO): serine-type endopeptidase inhibitor activity
Source: RefSeq, a predicted model, not a curated record
CCCUACUCCCAGUCUUCCCUUUAUGGGCCUCAGGAGAGCCUCCUGACUCCCGCUCCAGGUUAUACUUUUCCAUAGAAUGACACCAUGAGAUCCUGGGCACUUCUCACCCUCCUAAUGCUGCUCUUCACCCUCUGCCCAGAGUUGAAGGCUACAACAGGUCUAUGUAAGAUGCAGGAAGACCAAGGCUUCUGUCGGGGCUACUUCCUGCGCUGGUUCUUUAACAAGGACACCAAAAAGUGUGAAACCUUCAUCUAUGGUGGCUGUGGGGGCAACAGAAACAACUUCUACUCCAAAAUUCAGUGUAUAGGAAAAUGUAUCUUCUGGGCUCAAAGCUCUCAUCCGUAUGCAUGAUCUCACCUUGGGCUCCAUGACCAUCAUUCUUCUCCAAGUGAUGAGAAAUUUUUGUUUUCCAGGAUAAAGGAAAGAAACCAACUGCUGUCAAGCCUGGCCUCCCCUAACCUCCAGUGGAUUCACCCUUCAGUCCUCCAAGCCAGACCCUGGGUCUCCUUGAUUUUACUCUAAUGUUCACUCCAGGAAUCAUUUCCUCUCUUCUCCUCCGCCCCCCCCCCCCCAUCUGCACUCUCCCUAUCUCUCUCCAUAAACUCUCAGUCCCAUGUUCUCCAACAAGGUUGCUAUUAACUCUCCCUGAAGGUGCCUGAAAUAAAGUAUUUACCUCUCCUCAUAGAACUGUC